AUGGAGGUGGUGCCCUCAGGCGGCGGCGAUGUGGUGGAGGUGGAGACCAUCGAGUUGGUGAAGCCCGCGCGGCAGGACUUGGUGAAGGUGGUGGACGGCGCCAACAGGGGCAAGACGGGCAAGCUGAUCAGCAUAGAGGGGACGGACGCGGUGCUGAUGGACGGCACGCUGGCGGAGCUCUCCUUCAUCGGGCGGCUCGCGGACCAGGGGUGA
Messenger RNA from Monoraphidium neglectum, 213 nucleotides. RefSeq lists its product as hypothetical. The record is from RefSeq and is a predicted model, not a curated record. The transcript has a single exon. The coding region runs from base 1 to 213 and encodes 70 amino acids. NCBI's taxonomy places the organism in Eukaryota, Viridiplantae, Chlorophyta, Chlorophyceae, Sphaeropleales, Selenastraceae.